AGGAAGGAAACAUGGUGGUGGGAAAAGAAAAACGGAAUAGAGAAGAAUAAGGGUCAGAUUCGGUAGUAGAUUUCGUCAACUUCAUUUGUUUCGGUUUUGUUGUGUCCGUGCGUCACUUUUUCAAUUCGCGGUCUGCCUUAUCAUCAGUACACACACCACGCUAUUGCUUCAGUGGCUCGACACUGCCACCAAACCAAAACCCGUUACUGUCAAAUUCUUUAUAUGCAUUCAUGUCCUCACUCAUCUUACCUUACAGCUACACUCACCGUUACUCCAGUUUCCCGUUCAAAUUGAACCACUUCUCUCCCCGAACCGUGACGGUUCGCGCGGUGGUUUCAGUUCCGGAAAAGCGGGGCAGGAAGAAGAAGCAGCCGAAGGAUGACCAGAGCACGGUCGAGAACGGGCUCCGGUUCAGUUUCAUGGAGGAGCUCAUGGACCGGGCCCGGAACCGCGACUCAAACGGCGUGUCGGAAGUCAUAUACGACAUGAUCGCCGCGGGCCUCAGCCCUGGCCCUCGGUCAUUUCAUGGAUUGGUAGUGUCGCACGCCCUCAACGGCCACGAAGAAGCCGCGAUGGAAUCGUUGAGAAGAGAGUUGGCUGCAGGGCUUCGACCGGUUCACGAGACAUUCAUGGCAUUGGUAAGGUUAUUUGGGUCUAAAGGUCGCGCCAUUAGAGGUCUCGAAAUACUUGGAGAUAUGCAAGACCUAAAUUAUGAUAUUCGCCAAGCUUGGAUUGUUCUUAUUGAUGAGCUUGUUCGGAGCAAGCAUUUGGAAGGUGCCAACGAAGUGUUCUUCAAGGGUGCCGAUAUUGGCCUCAAGGCUACUGAUGAGGUUUAUGAUCUACUGAUCCAAGAAGACUGCAAAGCUGGGGACCAUUCUAAUGCGCUAGACAUUGCCUAUGAGAUGGAGGCAGCAGGAAGGAUGGCAACCACAUUUCAUUUCAAUUGCCUCCUCAGUGUGCAGGCUACCUGCGGAAUACCUGAAAUAGCUUUUGCAACGUUUGAGAACAUGGAAUAUGGAGAAGAUUAUAUGAAGCCCGAUACAGAUACAUAUAAUUGGGUUAUUCAAGCAUAUACUAGAGCUGAAUCUUAUGACAGAGUACAAGAUGUUGCUGAGUUACUCGGCAUGAUGGUUGAAGCUCACAAGCGUAUACAGCCAAAUGUGAAGACCCAUGCCCUGUUAGUGGAGUGUUUUACGAAGUACUGUGUGGUACGAGAAGCUAUUAGGCAUUUUCGUGCCCUUAAAAACUUUGAAGGGGGUACAAAAGUUCUACAUGAUGAAGGGAAUCAUGGAGAUCCACUUUCUUUGUACCUUCGAGCGUUAUGUCGGGAAGGAAGAAUUGUUGAAAUGCUUGAAGCUUUAGAAGUUAUGGCCAAAGAUAACCAGCCAAUCCCUUCACGAGCAAUGAUCUUGAGCAGAAAAUACCGGACAUUAGUAAGCUCAUGGAUUGAACCAUUACAAGAAGAGGCUGAACUUGGAUAUGAGAUUGAUUAUAUUGCUAGAUAUAUUGAGGAGGGUGGCCUAACUGGCGAGCGCAAGCGGUGGGUACCUCGAAGAGGUAAAACACCUCUAGAUCCUGAUGCUCAAGGAUUUAUAUAUUCAAACCCAAUGGAGACCUCCUUCAAACAAAGAUGCCUGGAGGACUUGAGGGAUUACAAUAAAAAGCUCCUGAAGACCUUGCAGAUUGAAGGACUUGCAGUUUUAGGGGAUGGUGUAUCUGAAUAUGAUUAUAUUAGAGUGAAGGAAAGACUAAAGAAACUCAUAAAGGGGCCUGAACAGAAUUCUUUAAAGCCUAAGGCUGCUAGUAAAAUGCUUGUGUCUGAAUUGAAGGAAGAACUAGAAGCACAAGACUUGCCUACUGAUGGAACUAGAAAUAUUCUUUACCAACGGGUACAGAAAGCAAGGAGAAUAAAUCGAUCUCGUGGUAGGCCCCUUUGGAUUCCUCCAGUGGAAGAGGAGGAAGAAGAGGUGGAUGAAGAGCUGGAUGCAUUGAUUUCGCGUAUACAGCUACAGGAAGGAAAUACAGAGUUCUGGAGACGUCGCUUUUUAGGUGAAGGCUUAACUGUUGAUCAAGAAAUGACAGUGGAUGCAGGUAAAUCAGACGUCUCUGAAGUAGCAGAUGACAUUGAUGCAAUAGAAGAUGCUGCUAAAGAUGUUGAAGAUGAUGAAGUCGACGAGGAGGAGGAGGAAGCAGAACAAGUAGAAGAGGAAGUAGAACCAGCAGAGAACCAAGACGUAGACAGGAUAAAAGUCAAGGAAGUUGAAGCUAAGAAGCCUCUUCAAAUGAUUGGAGUCCAGUUGUUUAAAGAUUCUGAUCAACCUGUCACUAGAUCUAAAAAGUUUAGAAAAUCCAGAUUGCAGGCAGCGGAUGAUGAUGAUGAUGAUUGGUUUCCACUGGACGUAUUUGAGGCAUUUAAGGAAAUGAGGAAGCGAAAAAUUUUUGAUGUGUCAGACAUGUACACAUUAGCAGAUGCUUGGGGAUGGACAUGGGAGAGAGAACUGAAGAACAAACCUCCUCGUAGAUGGUCACAGGAAUGGGAAGUUGAGUUGGCAAUCAAAGUUAUGCAGAAGGUCAUAGAAUUGGGAGGGACACCAACUAUCGGGGAUUGUGCCAUAAUCUUGCGUGCAGCUAUAAGGGCGCCUCUACCCUCAGCUUUCUUAACAAUUUUGCAAACAACUCAUGGACUUGGUUAUAAGUUUGGGAGUUCUCUUUAUGAUGAGAUAAUCUCUCUCUGCAUUGAUCUCGGGGAACUAGAUGCAGCUGUUGCUGUAGUUGCAGAUUUGGAAACCACAGGGAUCUUGGUCUCGGAUCAGACUUUGGAUAGGGUGAUUUCUGCCAAGCAGAGGAUUGACAAUACCUCCAAUGGUGUCAUCACGGAUGAAGGAUUGUAAAACUAUACCUCCAUACUGUAAUGGCUGUUAUGCUUGGGACUGGUAUAACUACCCGUUGUGGUUUGAUGUAUCAUCAUUGCACAGAUGUGCAAAUUUUGUGCUUAGCCUAAUGUAUGCAUAGUAUCAGGCCUUGAAGAUGCUUAACUGGUAAGCAUUAUUAGUUCUCUCUAGUUUUUUAUUUCACCAUAAUCUAUUAUUUUGAACAGGGUGUUUUGUAAAUGAAGCAACGGCAGGCUCCCACCGUUGCAGGGACAUUGUCUUUUUAUUCCACUAACACGAAAUGACGCUGUUGGAAAUUUAACGUCACCAACAACCAAUAAUUCGGGAUUCCGCGGGGGAUAAUGUGUGUUGACAAGAUCAGGUUCACUUCAUUGGCCGAUUCCCCCUUCCAUUCAGCAAAAAAACUUCAUUGGUUUAUUGGUACUAGUAGAUUUCAUGUAAAAUAGUAUACAAAAAUUUUAAUAUCAUUUGUUCAAGAAAUUAAUGACUUGUAUGGGGGCAUCAAUUAUAGUUAUUAGUUAGGCACACGAAAUAACAUUAAAUACUUUUAUUCUUUUAAUCCAGAGGAAGAGAUUCUAGUUGGCAAUGGAAAUUACACCUGCUCAGAUUUGCAAAUGUAACGGCCAAACGAGGUAUAAAUGAAAUUUUGCAAUCUAGUUGGCAUUCCACGAAUAGUUAUUCGAAUAAGAGGAUCUUGUUACUAGCAA
Molecule: messenger RNA, 3598 nt
Organism: Vigna umbellata (rice bean)
Lineage: Eukaryota; Viridiplantae; Streptophyta; Magnoliopsida; Fabales; Fabaceae
Gene: PTAC3
Product: plastid transcriptionally active 3
Molecular function (GO): protein binding
Source: RefSeq, a predicted model, not a curated record